Molecule: messenger RNA, 3767 nt
Organism: Artibeus jamaicensis (Jamaican fruit-eating bat)
Lineage: Eukaryota; Metazoa; Chordata; Mammalia; Chiroptera; Phyllostomidae
Gene: SCML2
Product: Scm polycomb group protein like 2
Exons: 16
Coding region: 229-2271 (680 amino acids)
Biological process (GO): regulation of DNA-templated transcription
Cellular component (GO): nucleus
Molecular function (GO): protein binding
Source: RefSeq, a predicted model, not a curated record
UGGCGGCAGCGGUGUGAAGACUGGUGCCUGUUCGCGGGAGUUGGUGACCAGUGUGACCGAAAUUUGCUCGUUUUGUCAACAAGACCUUAGAGAGAGAGGAAGGAAGAAAUUGAUGCAAUAGAGAAGCAUCGAUUUGUUGCCUCCUGUACACUCCCAAACCAGGGAUUGCACGUGCCUAUACCAGGGAUAGAACCCACAACCAAGGUAUUUUGGGAAAGAACACCAGAAAUGGAUAUCACUGGGCAAACAAUGAGUGGAGUUCCAAUAAAAAUCAAGGAGGAGGUUGAAGAUGAAAUUUCUCCACCAGACACAUCUGUGCAAAGUGAUGAUUUCCAUUGGGAUAGCUACCUGAAAGACACUGGAUCUGUAAGUGCUCCUGCAGAGUAUUUCAGACAGUCCAAGAUUCCACCAACUAAUAACUUCGAAAUUGGUAUGAAAUUGGAAGCCCGUGAUCCUCGCAAUGUAACUUCAACUUGUAUUGCCACGAUCAUUGGAGUUAAUGGUGCUAGACUGUGUUUACGCCUUGAUGGUAGUGAUGACAAAAAUGAUUUUUGGAGACUCGUUGAUUCUUCAGACAUACAGCCCGUUGGGACAUGUGAGAAACAAGGGGAUUUACUUCAGCCUCCACUGGGAUACCAGAUGAAUACAUUAUCUUGGCCAAUGUUCCUCUUGCGAACACUGGAUGGAGCUGAAAUGGCACCUGCAAGAUUCUUCAAGGAGGAACCACCAAAGCCACCUCUAAAUAAUUUUGAAGUGGGGAUGAAACUGGAAGCUAUAGACAAAAAGAACCCUUUUAUGAUAUGUCCUGCAACUAUUGGAGGUGUUAGCGGAGAUGAAGUUUACAUCACAUUCGAUGGCUGGAGUGGAGCUUUUGAUUAUUGGUGCAAAUACUAUUGCCGAGAUAUUUUCCCAGUUGGGUGGUGUCAUCUGACAGGACAUGUAUUACAACCACCAGGAAUUCAUGCAUUCCAGCAGUCAAUGAGGUCUUCAUGGAGAGCUGCUGUAGCAUCACCAGCACCGCAGCCCAGGAGAUCAGGUCGGAAUAAACCAGUUGGACAUUCUCCAGUCCCUAGAGUGGAAAGUUCUGAUAAAAAUGUCACACCAAGAAGCAAAGUCCCCAAAGAGGAAAAAAGUCCUAUUCCAUGUUCUACAUCUUCACCUCUAAAGAUGCUGACCAGAAGCCAUGGUGUUGUACAUAAGGAUCCCCCUCCUGGGUCAUAUAAAAUAGUGAUGUCUACAGUCUGUGUCUAUAUAAAUAAACAUGGAGACUGCGGCCCUCACCUGGAUCACAAUAAAAUCCAGGAGUUGCCUGACCACUUUGGCCCAGGCCCUGUGAGUGUGGUGCUCCGGGAGACUGUGCAGGCCUGUGUGGAUUGUGCCAUUGAAAGUAAGACUGUUUUUGGACUCCUUAAGACAGAUAAUCAUGAUGGAGAAGUGAUAACUGCCUUCUUUGAUGGGGAAGCUCAUUUCAUUCAGCUCCCUUCAGUGAACAGUGCAUCAUUUGCUCUUCGCUUUCUUGAAAACUUGUGCCACAGCCUGCAGUGUGAUAACCUCUUGAGUAGUCAGCCUUUUAGUGCUUACAGAGAUAAUAUUAAUAGUACUGAAGAAGAUGACAAAAAUAUGAUAGUGAAAGAAGAAGUAACUGAAAAACAAACCACCAAACGACCUUCUGAGCAAUCUGCAUCUGAUGUGGCUCCUCUUGCUCUUAAGGUCCCCAAAACAGAGAUGGUUUCUUCUGAAGAAGAAUUAUUUUCUUAUGAGGAAAAUAGUACAUCCACAGAGGAGCACCUUCCUAUGGAGUACAAGGACCCACCACUAAAUCCAGAAACUUAUUUGAAUCCUGAAAGUGCAGCUCUCAUAAACACUGAUACCACAAUCCCUGAGAAUUUUUAUGAAAAUAUGCCAGGCUGCUCAAGUUCAGCACUAAUGGAUCCAUUCUCUGCCAUGAGUGAUCCCCAUGAAUUCCAGAUGCCGAACAGAGACGGUUAUAUAGCUGUAUCUGACCCCAGUGUCCUGACACAGAGCUUCUCUAAGGACCCUGAAACCUGGUGUGUGGAUGAAGUGAUACAGUUUAUGAAUUAUAAAGAUCCUAGGAUUUCAGGCCCCCUCGCAGACAUCUUCAGGGAACAUGAAAUUGAUGGGAAGGCUCUGCUACUACUCCACAGUGAUGUUAUAAUGAAGUAUAUGGGGCUGAAGUUGGGGCCGGCUCUGAAGUUGUGUUACUACAUUGAAAAACUUAAAGAAGGGAGAUACAACUUUAAAAAUUUAUAAGUUUAGGUUAGACAUAAUUCUCAGUUUUCUUGAUAACUUAUUAAUCUAAAAGUAUUUUUAUUCUCUUAGUGGUUUUAGGUUUUCAGGCAGUUCCUAAAAAGAUCGUUAUAUGUAGAAUUGCAGAGCUACAGUUCAAUCUACUACUUUAUAUACCAUUUAAUGUGUUAGUAUUAGUAUAUUCAAAUUUGGCACUUCUUUAUGUCUUCUUAUAAUUUACAGUUUAUUGUUUUAUCAUGCAGUUUACAAGUAUACUUCAUGUAGGUUACAGAGAAACACUUUUGAUUUUGAUUAAAGUUUAUAUAUAGAACCAAAACAGCUAAAUCCCAAAGGGAAAAGUGUCAGGGCUUGACAAGUUCUUUAAUAAACUCCAUGAGGAAUGUUCCUCAGAAUUUAAAGAUACAGCUGGAGAUAUCAUCUCUUUCUCAUUUAUUUUAUGUCUGUAAUAGCAAUGUUCCAUUUGUGUUCUACCACUUUCCAGAAAGGGAAUAGCCAUAUAACUUAUUUUUCUUUCGUUAUUUCUCUGUAUGAUGUAUUUGUUCAUAUUUAAAGAAAAAACAAACAUAAACUUUCACAAAGUGUUCUUACAGUUUUGGAUAAAUUUCAGCCAGUUAUAGGCUAGACAGAAUAGUUGUUUUACGCAGGAAAUAAUUAACUACAACAGUAGUUUGGAUGGAGUCUGAUUAAUUUUUUUUCAACAAAAUACCUAUGUUUUAAAACUUUAAGUAGGCAUUCAUUUCUCACAUCUCUAUUUGAAGACAACUGUGCCCACAUGUUUAAAAGUUAUGUAUUUUAUCGUCUGUGUUUAUUCUUCAUAUGGAUAUUAUACCAUAUUUAUAUAUUAUUCUAUACCUGUAGGUAUACAAAGAAGUAAAUCUGUUCUUUUUGAAUUUAAUAUGGCACUUUACACUGCCACAGAGGUAAUGAUAAGCUAUUUAUAUAAUAAGACGUUUUAUUCAGUAAAAAAAAAUACGUGCAUCGUUUGCUGUCACUAGUACCUCUCACUUUAGUUUUCAGGGGAUAAGGAACAAUUCAUAGAUUGGUUUCCAUACAGGGAAAUUCUCUGUCCUAUGCAAUGUUUCUAGUUCUGAGCCAUUUAUACAGCUAAAUUUUGGAAGAUGCAUCAAUUCUGACUUAUUUCGGGCUUAACUUUUAAAGUAGAACUUUCAGGGGGAAAUGGUGUUAUAUGUUUUAUUGUUAUUACUUUUGUAUAACUUUGGAAUACUGUUUAUAAGCUAUGAGAAUCUGUGCUAAAAGUAUUAGCCACUUGUUGAAAAUGCCAAUAAAACACACACCAGGGACAAGAAUGUACAUUUUAUUUUUUAGUAAACCAAAUGUACUUUGUACUAGAAUGCAAGUAUUUAAAGGGUGGUUUCACCUAUGUUUUUCUUUUGUGUUAUAAGAUAAAAUUCUAAUUUAAACUUGGUCUUCUCUCAAAUUGUUUGAGUGAAGAUGCCACGUCCAUUUAACAGUCCUCAGGUGUUUAUACAAAUACUGUU